UCAAUCAUAUGUUCGCUGUAUAUCGUCACGGAAAGUGACAACGACCAAGACAAGUGUUUUUCGAUCAGCAUUUUAAAGCCGCGCACCACCCUGACCGGCCUUCAGACACGCCGGACACCUUCUUCGGACUCGAGAGGACACCGUGUACGAGUCAACCACGGAGCAAAUCCGAAAUAUGGCCGCGAAUCUGGAUGAGGAGCAGAGUCUGCGGGAGUGCGAGGCCUACGUCCAGAGGCACAACAUUCAGCAGACCCUGAAGGACUGCAUCGUGCAGCUGUGCGUAAGCCGCCCUGACAACCCUAUCGCCUUUCUCAGGGAGUACUUCCAGAAGCUAGAGAGGGAGCAGGCACACGAUGCAAAGCAGGCAGCUGCCAGUCCAGAGGACACGGAGGAUCUGUCACCCCUUCCAGCUCAAGCCCAUCAGCCUGUGAGGCGCCGGGGUGGAAUAUCGGCCGAACCAGUCACUGAGGAAGAUGCAACCAGCUACGUUAAGAAGGUUGUGCCAAAGGACUACAAGACCAUGGCAGCUCUCUCAAAGGCUAUUGCCAAAAACGUGCUCUUCUCUCACUUGGACGAAAACGAGCGUUCGGACAUCUUCGAUGCCAUGUUUCCUGUCAACUUUUUGCCUGGCGAGAGUAUCAUCAAGCAGGGAGACGAAGGUGACAACUUCUACGUCGUGGACCAAGGGGAGGUUGAGGUAUUUGUUAAUGGAGAGUUGGUCACCACAAUCGGCGAAGGUGGCAGCUUUGGUGAACUUGCCCUGAUUUAUGGAACCCCUCGCGCAGCUACUGUUCGGGCCAAAACUGAUGUCAAAUUGUGGGGCAUUGACCGUGACUCCUACCGCCGUAUUCUGAUGGGAUCUACCAUCAGGAAGCGCAAGAUGUACGACGAGUUCCUCUCCAGGGUCUCCAUCCUUGAGAGUCUUGACAAAUGGGAGCGUUUGACUGUGGCGGACGCCUUGGAGCCAGUUUCUUUUGAUGAAAGAGAGACUAUCGUCCGCCAGGGAGAACCAGGUGAUGAUUUCUACAUCAUUGUCGAAGGCACUGCGCUUGUCUUGCAGUACAGAGCAGAGGGUGAUGAACCUGUUGAAGUUGGCCGAUUGGGACCCUCAGACUAUUUUGGCGAGAUUGCUUUGCUCCUGGACCGUCCCAGAGCUGCCACUGUGGUUGCUAAGGGUCCCUUGAAAUGUGUCAAACUCGACCGUGCUAGAUUUGAGCGUGUGCUGGGCCCGUGCGCUGACAUUCUGAAGAGGAACAUUCAGCAGUACAACAGCUUUGUGUCCCUUUCUGUUUAAAUCUGUUGUCCUUGUUCUUUUCUCCUUUGUUGUUUAAGUGCCCUAAACUCAUUAUCUACAAAAUGGAACCCCUUCACGUCUGCCCGCGACUCUAAAUGUAAAUUUAAGAAUUCGUACUCACUCCUAGAAGCACCGUGAAGGAAAAAACGCUAACUUUGUUUACUUUCAAUUACCAAAAGUAACUGUGAACCAUCUGUGUAACACCAUGUCAUAAAAUCUUUGAAAAAGCGAAUUGUCAUAUAUAUUUUAACUGUUAAGGGGAUCAAAAUGUUUGUGUGAACUCGUGGGAACUGCCAAAAUUUUUGCAUUCGUUUGCUCGAAAGCAGUGUUAGGCGAUUAUAAAUGGUCUUUCCAGCAUUUCAAUGUUUAGUUUGCACUGAUGAGACGCUGAGAAAAGUACUUAUUAUAUCCGCACUUGGAAAGGCCCAGACUAAAUAAAUGUUGUAAAACGAUUCCCUCGGAAAAAUCUUUUGUAACUCGCUAUUAUGGUUUCUUAUUCAAACAUCUGCAGAGGAUUUAAAGCGUUGCUGAAGAAUUAGUUUGUGGUUAGGCCUGAUAAUAUUUUAUAAAAUCGUUAGGCUAAUAUAGCUACUAUAUUUAUAUUUAAUCCUUUAUUUCAUACCACACUAAUUUAUUAUAAGUAAUCAAAUUAUCUAGACGGUUAUAUUAUAUUAUUGUUGCACACACGUGAAGAGAACUAAUUUCAAGGUGUAGGUAUGAACUUAAAAUGAUGCCAACUUAAAACUGAUCAACUAGUUUCGUAACAAAAAUUAUAGCGGAUGACUCAUGAGCUUAGAAGGGAUAAAACUAAUGUUUCUACACACAGUUGUCACAACCCUUCUUAUUCGGCACUUUAUGAUAAUCCAAAUACAUUAUGUGAGUGUUUUAGACAACAUACAUACAUUUGUAAAUUAAAACUACAACAAUCAAAAGCCAUUUUCGCCUCUUGCUGGUCGAGAGGAAAAACAUGGUUGUUGGUCAACGGCAAGCAAAAGUGUAUCAAUAUAAAAACUGACAGUCUGCAAAACAUUUCUGAUGAGGAGUUUUCAGCAAACAAUAGAUUCUUACAUAGUGUGAGCCAUUGAAGCUAGUAAAAUUAUCUUCCCUGCAAGCAGGAUAAUUAAUUGAAUGAGUGAACACAAAAACACGACAUGACGUCAACACCUGGUCAAGUGGAAGCACGCAGUUAUUGUUGUACCAAUGUUUCUUCUAAAUUAUGCUGUGUUCAAGAUGAAUGUGUCGGCGAAAACCAAGCCUGGCUGUCAAAGCGGCGGGCGCGUGAGAUUGCGGCUGGCUCCGCGGCCAAGCGAGCUGCGCUAAUUUGACACCCUGAGGGCUUUUUUGUGUGAUUUCUGUAGUUUAUUUUGAUCAGAGAUCGUAACACAAGGAAAACCUUUGCUGUAUGUAUCUUUUGUCUCUUUAAAUAAAAUGAGGAAAUAUUAAUUGUGAA
Messenger RNA from Cloeon dipterum, 2744 nucleotides. It is a transcript of the gene Pka-R1, whose product is annotated as protein kinase, cAMP-dependent, regulatory subunit type 1. NCBI's taxonomy places the organism in Eukaryota, Metazoa, Arthropoda, Insecta, Ephemeroptera, Baetidae. Bases 176 to 1294 code for a protein of 372 amino acids. Gene Ontology annotation, molecular function: cAMP-dependent protein kinase regulator activity. The transcript has 7 exons. The record is from RefSeq and is a predicted model, not a curated record. Gene Ontology annotation, cellular component: cAMP-dependent protein kinase complex. Gene Ontology annotation, biological process: regulation of protein phosphorylation.